AACAAGUUUCUUCUUAUGCAAUAACAAAAACACCCUUCCCCUCACAUCUACACUUGAAUUCCAAACCCAUUUAAAUUAAAUUCCGUUGCUUAAUUCGCAAGUGUGCAGACCUAAAAUCAAAAAUCAUGGAAGAUACUUUCAGAGUCCGUGUAGAGAAAGCCUUCGGUUCUCUCCCAAUUCCUUCUUCCGCCUCUCUCUGGUCUCUCUCCGAAGACGAAAUCAACGACAAACCUAAACCCAAACCCAAUCCCAAAUCCCAACCCAAACCCUACCCUUCUUCUUCCCCUCUCGAACCUGAACUGGACAACGACCUCAACGACCUCGACGAAGAUGAAAGCGCCGCUCCAUCUAAGCCCUCUGAUAAGCCAUCCGAUUACGAUGAGGAACAGUGGCAGGUUAAAUCCGGUAUCGGUCUCGAUUGCACCCUCGAUUUUGAGGAAGAGGAAGAUCAUUAUGACAAACAAGCUUUGGGCCAAGAUGACAUGGGGGAUCGUCUGUAUAUGAGUGCUAUAAAUGAAGAUGGAAUUGGGAUUAGUUCUCGUGCUUUCGGAGGUUUUUCGAGAGACCCGCGAGCGAAUCACAUGGCUGCUAAGAUUAAGCUGAAGCAGGAUGAAGAAAAAGCAAAUGGAAUUGAUGUCAAAUCUACUACACCUGACAUUGGUAUUGGUGGUGGAGGUGGCGGCGGUGGUGGGGUUGAUUCUGUUAAUGUUAACCCUAAGUCGAUUUUGAAGAGUAAAGAUAAUACUUCGGAGUCUAGGCCAAAUAAACGUGUUCGGUUUGAUUCUGAAUGUGUUGAUAGAGAUGGUGAUGGUGAUGGUGAUGAUGAUGAGAAGGAAGGAACCAGGGAUGUUCGCAUGAAGAGCUCUUCAAUGGAAGAGGAUGCGGCUUUAAAUCAGCCAUCGAAGUUGCAGGAAUUUGCUUCAGCAGUUCCCGAUUAUAUUCGCAAUCCUUCGAGAUACACACAUUAUACUUUUGAUUCUUCGACUGACAUUGAUGACAAAGCAAAUAAGGAGGCAUACUUGAGCUUCCUUGCACAGAUAAAAGGUUCAAAUGCAUCCUCACAGGCAGAUGAAGCGUUGGAUGAUCUUCCAUCUGUUACCUUUAUACCGAAGAAGAAAUCUGGUGAUGUUACUAUGGGAGAGAAUGAGACAGUGUUCAAGCUAAAGCUUGAUGUUGAAAAGGAUUGCGUGAAUAAAAAAGCCUUCCCUGUUAGCAUAGCUGCUGCUGACGAAACUGAAAACAGUGAUGUAUGUGCAAUGGAGGAGGAUGAACAGGAAGUUAGCGAGGAUACUAAAAGAAGCUCUCAGAAGUCAAACCGCAAGUACAGGAAGAAAACCGAUGAGGAGCUGGAGGAGACUGUUGUUUAACUGUAGAAUGAGUUCCUAGAUUUGUAACAUGUUUGGAGUUGUUGCUGUCCCAUAGCUCACCCGCCACAGUGAAACUCCCGCCUCUCGAAAGUGUAGUUUCCAACUUAGUACGUGGUGCCACCACAGUUUCCUUCAUUUCCCAGUACUACUAGCUUACAUAAUUUGCUAUAAUCAGAUUUCUCACUAGUUAAUUUUUCUCAAACUUUUGUGGAAAGACAUCAGGUGCCUGGAUUUUGACUUGGAAAGUUAUGUAGUUGCUGUAACUGAUGCAGGUUAAGCAUAAUUGUUAGAAUGUAGAUUUUGGAAUUUA
Molecule: messenger RNA, 1677 nt
Organism: Vicia villosa (hairy vetch)
Lineage: Eukaryota; Viridiplantae; Streptophyta; Magnoliopsida; Fabales; Fabaceae
Exons: 2
Coding region: 126-1367 (413 amino acids)
Source: RefSeq, a predicted model, not a curated record